Messenger RNA from Brienomyrus brachyistius, 3717 nucleotides. RefSeq lists its product as uncharacterized. Gene Ontology annotation, cellular component: plasma membrane; cytoplasm. The transcript is spliced from 6 exons. Gene Ontology annotation, molecular function: ubiquitin protein ligase activity. Gene Ontology annotation, biological process: proteasome-mediated ubiquitin-dependent protein catabolic process; protein K48-linked ubiquitination; negative regulation of extrinsic apoptotic signaling pathway via death domain receptors. The record is from RefSeq and is a predicted model, not a curated record. Bases 272 to 1300 code for a protein of 342 amino acids. NCBI's taxonomy places the organism in Eukaryota, Metazoa, Chordata, Actinopteri, Osteoglossiformes, Mormyridae.
CGCGACAACAGCCGCCGUCAUUACGUAAUUUCCGGAGGCGCGAGGGUACCAUAGAUAUCACACCCGUUACAAAAUAACAUGAUGUACCUAUUGAGAAAGAAGCCCUUCAACUAUGCAUAAAACGUCAUACAAUUACAGAUUGCUGCCGUACUAAGUACUAAUACGUCGGAAUUAACACACAUAUCGCGGUUCAAUAAAUGUAUGGAUUGAUGCUGUAGUGACUCAAGAAAAGGAGAUGGCCACGACAGUAAGGAUUUGCUUCACAUAAGGCAUGUGGACAUCCUGCUGUAGCUGGCUCUGCGUAGAAACAAACGCCACCACAGUGGAAGGGAACGGCAACACAGGGAGACAGACCUACCUGAACUCGGGGUAUAAUCAUUCAACAACUGCCCCUGAGGUCUUGUGCAAAGCAUGUGGUGGCUGUUUCGGAACUUUAGCCAGGAAGCACGUCUGCGUGGACUGCAAGAAGAGCUUCUGCAGCAGAUGCUCUGUGCAGCUGGAGCUUCGGCCGCGGCUCUGCCUCACGUGCCUGCGUUUCCACGGCACCCUCUUUGACCGGGCGGCGCUCAUGAGGCUCAAGGUGAAGGACCUGAGGGACUACCUGCACCUGCACGAGGUCCCCACCCAGAUGUGCCGUGAGAAGGAGGAGCUGGUGGAGCUGGUGCUUGGCCAGCAGACACCCAGCAACAGCAGCAGCAGUGAAGCAAUGUCUCAGCCAAGCUCGACCCCACUAGAAGCUGCCCCCAGCCCCAUUCACCUGUCCACACCCCCUGACCCACCUUCGUCUAUGGACCUGGAGCCUCAUGGCCCCAGUGAUGACCAGGGUCUGUCUGUCCCGAUGACCUCCAGUCCAGAGGAGACGCCUGAUCAUGAGAUGGACACGGAGGUCCAAGAAGAACUGGAAUCUCAGUCUGACACAGAGGAGACCAUGCUUCCUGGUCGCAGAGCAUCCUUGGCCGACAUCAGCACCGUGGAAGACAUCGAGGCCCUGAGCGUGCGCCAGCUGAAGGAGAUCCUCGCCCGCAAUUUCGUCAGCUACACCGGCUGCUGUGAGAAGUGGGAGCUGAUGGAGAGGGUUACACGCCUCUAUAACAACCAGAAGGGUCUGCAGAAUCUAGACUCAGCUGGUCCCAAGAGUCUGGAGGAGAACUUGUGUAAAAUCUGCAUGGACUCCCCCAUCGACUGCGUGCUGCUAGAGUGCGGCCACAUGGUCACCUGCAGCAAGUGUGGCAAGCGCAUGAGCGAGUGCCCCAUCUGCAGGCAGUACGUGGUGCGGGCCGUGCACGUCUUCAGGUCCUGACGUGGCCACCAGGGAGACCCGCCAGAACUGGCAAAGCUGCAAGCAGGUGACGGGCAGACCUGCCACCUUGUUCUGUCCACAUCUCUGGGUGUCCGUUUCUCCUAAUACCACCACCCUCACCCCGAGCCACAUUAAUCACAAAGCACAAGUCUGUAAUUACACUAAUUUGCUGUAAAAAAUAUUGCGAUGCUAAUGUUUAAUUUAAUCUAAGUACACUUCAACAUUCGAGCUGGCAUGUGCGACUGUAUAGUGCUAAUUUUUAUUUUGUUUUCUAAAUACGCAAGGUACAGGGACACCCUGUUUCAUUGCUGCUAACUUGAACAGUACUGAAGCUAGUGAUAGAUCAGGGCAACAACACUGCAGAGGAAUUUUUAGCGAACAUAACAGGGGGAAGAAAUCUGCUAAGGAUACUGCUCCCUCGCUUAAAUUAAACCCAUGAAAACCUUUUGGUUGGCCAUCUCUGUGGCACUAGUUCGAUCAUCCCCGCUUAUGUUCAGCAGUCAGUUGAUUUUCUUCUGAAUAUUUUAUUCUGGGUUACUCAGCGCUGACUUUAUUGUUGCAGGUAGAAAAAUUGGUGCUUCCAUAAAACAUUUUAGUCUUUUCCAACAUCUACACUGCGAGGCAAAAAUCAGCCAGUGUUGAUCUUCCCAGUUCUGAACUGCAAAUGUUCCCUUAGCCGUGUUGCCUGGCUACCUAUCUAAAAAUCCGAGAUCAGUUACAUUUCACACUCAAGAUACCAGGCGUGACCACAAAGACAAACUAACAUGCACUGAAACACAGGCAGACUGUUGUCAUUGACAGAUGUAACGUGUAUAAUGUCAGUAAUUUAAGCACCUUGAAAAAGCUCUGCAGCCGUUGCCGCUUGAAUAAGGAAGCUGUCACUUGAGAUGUUGGUCUUAUCUCCGUUAGGGGCGAUUUCUACUUGUGGCUAAAUGUCAUCUCAAAGCCCACACCACCAUCACUGCCUUUGUAACAAGUGCCCUGAAGCUCAUUGAGUACUUAACUUUGUACGGUACAUCUGCCGACUGCCUGAGCCAACGUGUGCGAUCUCUUCUGAGGAGCAGAAUGAUUCUCAUUUAAUAACUCAUUUCUGGUACUUUUUACUAGUUCCAUAUAAUAUUUAAUAUAUUUGUUUUCUGCAAAAAAACAAUGUAUGCUGUAAUGAACAAUAUCUUUUCAGUUGUCUAGAAUUAUGUGUAAUCAGUGAUGCUUAUGCAAACAACACAUGGUAGCUUUGGUAUGAAUGGAUGAUACAUUGUAUUUAGCCUUUAAGCAGGCAAACUGGAAACUUUCUAAUAAGCAAUGUUGAGGCUCAGUUAAAUUAUUACUUUUUCAUUUUUUUUUUUUUGUGGUGUUUAUGCUUUUCAGCUUUUUACAGAAGGUGGCAGUCCUUGGUGUAUCUUGCUGCCUACAAAAUCGGUACACUAUGCUUAGUGGGGGCCUCGGACUCCCACGAAUGAAACGUGAUGAAUCAUAAUGAAGCUUUGGCAGUCUAACUGAAUGACGUAGCCUCUUACUUUUCAAUAAAUGUAUGACUGACGUUGACUUCACAAAACCAGCACAUUCAACCAAUCAAUACUCAGGAAUCGCUUCAGUGGAUGUGUGGGGGGAAAAAAUCAAACACUAACUUCUCUUGUGAUCCAACUGUGUGUCUUUUUUUAUUUUUCCAUCACAGAAGCUUCUUUAUACAGUUUUGUCAUGCAAAUUUCACAAACAAAUGGUACAUUUGUGUGUUUAGGUAGAACAUAGAAUAUUUCCUAGAAUAAAAUCUAGUUUCUGAAUUAACUUAGCAAUUUUCCAAAAAGUGGCUUUGGAAAGAGGUGUGUGUGGGAAUUUGGUCCAGGUGUGUGCAUGUUCUAACCCUAUCACGUAAGACACGUACUCAUUUACUUGGUAUCUUAAACUUGAAUAUCCAUGAUAGCCUUUAGACAUAAUUUUCGAGACCGAUGAUUUAAUACGUUAUCUAGAUAAUUGUUGAUCAUUGGAAAAGGUGUGAAAUGUGGAAAGUUGAACCACACAAAGUUAAAGGAACAAGAGGCCCCUGGUCGCUAUAAAUCUUAAAAUUACAACUGAAACUCAGAGUCUGGUUUGCUCACUGAGGGAUUCAAGAGCUCCUCAGAAACUAAAUAAAUGCGAGAGCCAAAUGUCUUUAAGUCAUAAUCCAAGGUGAAGGCUCUUUCCUGUAAGAGAAUUUCCUUGGAAGGAAGACAUAAAUAUGUACAAUAUUCAUCAGUGGUAAAUUUUAAUCUGUUUAUAUACUGAUUUUAUUUUUGUAUUUAAAUUAUGUUGAAGCAGUCUGACCUGUUUUUUUGAGGAUUCUGUGCAAAUGUUUGUUCUUAAUGCUUCAGAAAUAUAUGGUACAAUGAUGCAAAACCAAUGACUGCAAAACACUAAUAAAAAAGUUUGAUAAAAAUAUG